AUGAUGGCGCUUAAUGAGGAGUAAGGAGAAGUAUGCAUGUAUGUAUGUAUGUAUAUGUAUAUAUGUAGAAAGAAAGAUGGUGUGACUCGAUUCAAAGCAGACGAUGCGGUCGGCUCUUUCGUUUCUCUCCCCGAUUCAAAGCCGGUUCUCUCUCUUUCUCUCUUUAGACGUCCUUCAACUCAACACGUUUUUCGCCAUUGGAUCUCUGUUGUAUGUAUAUCUUUUGUGGACAAUUCAAAGCCGGUUCUUUCCAUUUUCUAAUAUUGGUUUUCAAAUCUUUUACCAUCUUUGUCACCGCCCUUUCCUUCUCCCCCUUCCCUCUCCGAGAUUCCUCAAUUGAAUUCGGAUUUCUGGAUCCUUCCAGCAACUUUAAAUGGACAAUGUAGAUAUUGAAGGAUCCGACGACAAUGAUUUGCCCUCCUCGUCUUCUCAGGGACGAGGACGCAAGUACAGGCCAGUCGUUGCGCACGACGAUGAUCGUGCCGUUGUCGAGAUGUCCUCUAUCGAUCUUGGAUCUUCUUCUGCUUCUCCAUUUCCUGGACGUGGCAAUAGCCUCAAGAAAAAAGUAAGUACUCAACCUAGCAUGGGUGCUGAUGGGAGAUUACCAACUCAUGUAUCUGUUAAUGGUCCGGAGAGGGAAUCAAAAUUGGAGUUGUUUGGGUUUGAUUCUCUGGUGAAUAUUUUAGGCUUGAAAAGUAUGACAGGGGAGCAGAUUCCAACAACUAGCCCUAGAGUUGGGGGAGAUGCUUCUGCAACUCUAGGUCAUCCUAAGACACCAGGUCUGAAACUUGGGACAAUGAUGGGAGUGUUUGUGCCAUGCUUGCAAAAUAUUUUGGGGAUUAUCUAUUACAUUCGAUUUUCCUGGAUUGUUGGUAUGGGAGGAAUAGGACAGUCGCUGUUGGUAGUCAUUUUUUGUGGUUCGUGUACCUUUCUCACGUCAAUAUCUUUGAGUGCUAUUGCCACUAAUGGUGCAAUGAAGGGAGGGGGGCCUUAUUACUUGAUUGGUCGAGCCUUGGGUCCCGAAGUUGGAGUGAGCAUUGGACUGUGUUUCUUCCUUGGGAAUGCUAUUGCCGGUGCUCUCUAUGUGUUAGGAGCUGUAGAAACUUUUCUAAAGGCGGUACCUGCAGCUGGACUUUUCCGAGAAACUGUUACAAAAGUGAAUGGCACAACUGUUGCACAGCCAAUCUCAAGUCCAAGCUUGCAUGACCUGCAAAUUUAUGGAAUCAUUGUGACCAUCAUCCUAUGCUUUAUUGUCUUUGGUGGUGUCAAGAUGAUCAACCGUGUUGCUCCUGCUUUUCUGAUACCUGUUCUGUUGUCGAUCAUCUCUAUCUUUAUUGGGAUCUUUUCAGCAGGGAAAGAUAACCCAGCACCUGGAUUCACUGGCUUGAGUUUGCACACUAUCAAGGAGAAUUGGGGUUCGGACUACCAAUUUACUAAUGAUGCUGGAAUUCCAGACCCUAAAGGAGAAGUGUAUUGGAGUUUCAAUGCAUUGGUUGGACUCUUUUUCCCUGCUGUAACGGGUAUUAUGGCUGGUUCAAAUCGGUCUGCAUCUCUGAAAGAUACUCAGCGAUCCAUUCCUAUUGGAACUCUAACUGCAACUCUUUUAACUUCUGGUCUAUACCUUGUUACUGUGAUAUUUUUUGGUGCUCUUGCUACCAGAGAGAAGCUUUUGACAGACAGGCUCUUAACUGCCUCAGUUGCGUGGCCUUUUCCAGUAAUUGUUCAGAUUGGUAUUAUUCUUUCAACAUUGGGAGCAGCUCUUCAGAGCCUAACUGGCGCUCCACGUCUGCUUGCAGCAAUAGCCAAUGAUGAUAUCCUACCAGUGCUUCAUUACUUCAAAGUUCCAGAAGGGCAAGAGCCUCAUUUUGCUACUCUUUUUACUGCUUUCAUCUGUGCUGGAUGUGUCAUUAUUGGAAAUCUUGAUCUUAUCACUCCGACCAUCACUAUGUUCUUCCUCCUAUGUUAUACCGGUGUGAACUUGUCUUGCUUUCUUCUUGAUCUCUUAGAUGCUCCUAGCUGGCGUCCUCGGUGGAAAUUUCACCACUGGAGCCUCUCCCUUCUUGGGGCAGUUCUUUGCAUAGUUAUCAUGUUUCUGAUAUCUUGGUCCUUUACUGUGGUCUCCCUAGCAUUGGCUAGUCUUAUAUAUUACUACGUUAGCAUUAAGGGAAAGGCUGGUGACUGGGGAGAUGGUUUCAAGAGUGCAUACUUUCAAUUAGCUCUUCGCAGUCUUCGAUCUUUAGGAGCAAACCAAGUCCAUCCUAAGAACUGGUAUCCAAUUCCUCUUGUAUUCUGCCGGCCAUGGGGCAAGUUGCCAGAGAAUGUACCAUGCCAUCCUAAACUGGCUGAUUUCGCUAACUGCAUGAAGAAGAAGGGUCGUGGGAUGUCCAUCUUCGUCUCGAUUCUGGACGGAGACUACAUAGAAUGUGCUGAAGAAGCCAAGGCUGCUUGCCGGCAACUGAGCACAUAUAUCGAAUACAAACAAUGUGAAGGCGUUGCAGAAAUUGUGGUGGCCCCAACAAUGUGGGAAGGGUUCCGUAGUGUGGUUCAGGUAAUGGGGCUUGGAAAUCUAAAACCCAAUAUUGUUGUUAUGAGGUACCCUGAAAUAUGGAGACGGGAAAACUUAACAGAGAUUCCUGCCACAUUUGUGAGCAUUAUCAACGACUGCAUUGUAGCAAACAAGGCGGUGGUUGUGGUGAAAGGGCUCGACGAGUGGCCGAACGAAUAUCAGAGGCAGUUCGGGACAAUUGACUUGUAUUGGAUUGUUCGCGACGGAGGACUCAUGCUUCUGCUAUCACAACUCUUACUAACGAAGGAGAGUUUCGAGAGCUGUAAGAUUCAAGUGUUCUGCAUUGCGGAAGAGGAUUCAGACGCGGAAGGAUUGAAAGCGGAUGUGAAGAAGUUUUUGUAUGACUUGAGGCUGCAAGCGGAGGUUAUUGUUAUAUCGAUGAAGUCGUGGAAUGUUCAGGUGGAAGGGGAGAACGAUUCGGUUGAGGCGUUUACCGCCGCGCAGCAAAGGAUCGCCAGUUACUUGACGGGAAUGAGGGAUAGAGUUAAGAAGGAAGGGGGACCGUUGAUGGCAGAUGGAAAAGCGGUUACGGUUAACGAACAGCAAGUGGAGAAGUUUCUAUAUACUACGUUGAAACUGAAUUCUACCAUUCUGAGAUACUCGAGGAUGGCGGCGGUGGUGCUGGUUAGUUUGCCGCCACCGCCGAGGAAUCAUCCGGCAGCUUUUUAUAUGGAAUAUAUGGAUUUGUUGGUGGAGAAUGUGCCUAGGCUUUUGGUUGUACGAGGAUAUCAAAGAGAUGUUGUCACCUUGUUUACAUAGAAUAGAAAAUAUAUAUACUUCAUUCUUUUAUUUGACCCCCACUUAUUCAAAUUUUUGCUUUUUUCUUAUAGAAAUUUUAGUUUUGUUUUUAAAACAUCUUGUUGUAGCUAAUUAAUGUUUGAUUCAUUCUUUUAGUGUCCGUUUUAUCAAUUUUAUAAUACUUAAAAAGGAGUUCUCUAUUAUGU
This is a messenger RNA of Impatiens glandulifera, 3510 nucleotides long. RefSeq names its product cation-chloride cotransporter 1-like. Bases 374 to 3325 code for a protein of 983 amino acids. Gene Ontology annotation, molecular function: chloride:monoatomic cation symporter activity. Gene Ontology annotation, cellular component: membrane. The transcript has 13 exons. The record is from RefSeq and is a predicted model, not a curated record. Gene Ontology annotation, biological process: monoatomic ion transport; transmembrane transport. NCBI's taxonomy places the organism in Eukaryota, Viridiplantae, Streptophyta, Magnoliopsida, Ericales, Balsaminaceae.